Molecule: messenger RNA, 10486 nt
Organism: Pocillopora meandrina
Lineage: Eukaryota; Metazoa; Cnidaria; Anthozoa; Scleractinia; Pocilloporidae
Source: the annotation of a GenBank genome assembly
AUGAAACAACAUAACACGAGACUCACCGCUUGCUUAGUUUUCAUAGUUUUAGUUUCAUAUUUUCUAGGCCCUGUUUUCUCGGGAACUAGUUGCAGUCUAAAUCAAAAUUCUCCUCGAGAUGUGAGACCCAUAUGUCUGUUUGCAAGAUGCCCUAGAAGGAGAAGAUCAAACUCAAAGAGAACAUUUAAGUAUAAAAAGGUAAGAAGUUAGAUAGUGUUUGUUAUGUAUUUGGUUUUCUGGCGCAAAUUAUUCAAAAUAGCGCCUUCCACGAUUGUCAGUUUAGGAUAACAUUUACAAGAAGCUAUUCUCAUUACUUUAAGAAAAAAAAAACUAUAUGAAGUCUGAUGCGUGAUACAUAGCCUACAACUCCUUUUUUUUCUUUCUUUCUCCGUGUAAGUGUAUUUUCUUUCUUUUACUCAGUGGCAACGCAUGAUUCUAUUCUUUAUUGUCCGUUGUCUAAAACUGAAUAAACACACGGGUGACGUCAGGAGCGCAUAAAAUUAUUCUGUUGACUUGAAUUACUCAUAAUCAUCCUAACUUGCGAAAUAAAUUUAAAGUAAUUAGUGUCUGAUUUCCUAAAGAUGUCGAGGUCGGUAACGAUAAGGCUUGGACUGAGAAAACUGGCUCACCAAUGCGCUAUAAAUCUCGCGUACCAACACAGCGGCAGGGCAGAGUUUUUUUGUUUUUUUUUUUCCAUCAUGAGUCCAUUCAUGCUUCAUCAUCGUAAAUCAUAUCGUCUGCUACAUUCAACAAAUCUCCUGCCGGUAAAGGGAGAGACUAAAUAAGAUUGGGCCUCGUCGCUCUUGCUUGGAAGUAUAGGGCGCCGCUGGGUAGCAUGGGGCGCCAUCUUUGCUCCUGCUGGAAAGUAUAAGGUGUCUUCCAUGGAUCUCCUCCGAACUCUGUUUUUGGCUGUUCUUUUUACCUGGCACUAUGCAAAAUUCCUUUCGCGUAACCUUUGUGAUUCCUAUCAUAAAUAUUUCAUGGUUCAUAUAUCCGCAAAAAUAUAUAAAUACUAUGAAUGAGUAAAUAAGUCAACAAAGAAAAGUGAAUAGUAAUUAAAAAAACGUCAACUUCAAAUUCAAAUUGAAUCCCAAUUCAAGUCCCCACGCAGUUGUUACUUCACCACCUACAGCGAUAUCAAAGAAGAAAUAGAUAUAUAUAACAUUUUUUUAUCAACGUUUACACUUGUUAUUUUGGAAAUAGUUGUGUACGUUUCAAAAAAAUCACUACUAAUUAGGAGGUGAGUCGCAAUACCUCAUAUUGCAGCACGGGAUAAGACCAAGUAAUGAAAUGCUCUCGAGUUUACCAGUCGGCUGCACAAACGAGCGGGUAUGCAGUGAGUCUAAAAAUAGCAUGUACGUAAUGCUUAGCAUCUAUUCUCAAACAUUUGACCAUCCGAUUUUCGCCUAUGGGUCUGUGUACAUGGAAGUGGGGGACCCCAGGUAGGUGAGGUAACCCGCCUAGCCGUGGUCGAAAAAUAAAACGCGUUUACAUACAAUCUUACGACCCCGGGGUGCUGGGGUGAGGUUUCUUGAGGUUGUUGUUACGCUUGAAAUUAGGGAGUUCUAGCAUAGGCGUCCCAAGCUCACGUCUCGAGAAAGACGGAGGAUUUAUUCUUGGAAAGAUAUGUAUUUAUCCAGGAAAGCGUCACGCGUUGUGUUACGCGAUGUUAGGUUACGCAAGAAAGCAUAGACUUAAUACGCUAUACGAAAUAGUUUGAAAUAUAGUCGAUUUACAACGCUAAACAUUCCGAAAUGUGAACAUUUUACACUUAUUGUGUGUCUGUUGUUGUUUCUGGUGAUUUCUGCCACGAAACGGCUGGGAAAUAUACAAAGUUUUAAAACAUACAUGUUUCGCUUUUGAGCAUUUGAGCUUUUUGCCGCAACUCAACGCGACCCAAGGGUAGGCGGGUUACCCCACCUUGAGACGCGGGUCAUCCUUCUUAUCGUGAACGUGAUCAAGAAAAAAUAAGAAAUUAUAUGGACAGACAGAUCACCCCACCAAGGCGAGUUACCUCACCUACCUGGGAUCCCCCACCUCCAUGUAAACAGGCCCUAUACUCGGGACAAAAUGUGGUAAUUCUCCCGCGGCCUUCUGUACCACUACCACAACGUAAUUGAUCACCACAAUACAAAGGCAUGUAUCCAAAUAGUUGAGCAUAAAUAACCAUGCAUUUAUAAUAACCAUUCCGUCCAUUAAAAGAAAAAAAAAUUAAUCCAUAGGAUAUAAGAGGUUUUAUAACAUAGCGCGCGUGCUUGUUCUAUAUAAGUCCUAUCGAGCCGCUAUGAACAAAAUCUUUAUUUACGCACGGGCGUACGUAAAGAAGAUGACGAGAGCAUUUUUCUGCAAGUUUCCUGCAGUCUGUCUUCUCCAAUUGCGCCGUGCACGGCAGCGCAAACAUUGUUUUGAACAAUCAAAACCCUUGAUAAUUUCGGGUUUUUGACUUUUAAAACAUUUUUUUAGUGACACUUGAGUUCAUUUAGCUUUGAUUUUCUCCAUUUCCCCCAUAAAUGUUGAGCUUUUCAUCCACAGUUAUCGGUUAACUGGAUCAAAUGUCCUCGCUCAAACCAAAGUAUAAAGUGUGGCAUGUUUUUGACCAGCCAAUAGGGACGUUUGUUUACUUUUUUUGUGCGUUGUGAGAAUUUUGCACUCUAUCCGGCACAAUAAAAGGCUUCUUCGCGCAGAUCCAUGUUGUCGCUCUGUUAUAUAGAAUUUGCUCAUGCUUUUUGCUGUGCGUAUAUCGAGUUAUGGAUGCACUUAGGAAGUUUAGAGAGCACUCAAAAAGCUAGAGUUGCUCUCACGCAUUUUUCGUGCUCUCCAAACUUCCCGUGUGCAUUCAUAACUCGAUAUACGCACGCUAAGCAUGAAAAAAUUCUUAAAUAACAUAGCGCGCGUGCUUGCCCUAUAUAAGUCCUUUUGAUCCGCUAUGAACAAAAUCUUUAUUUACGCACGCCCGUACGUAAACAAGAUGACGUGAGCAUUUUUUUUCACCUGGCUUCAGAGUUUCCGUUCUGUUAAGCUGCAGUGCAGUUUUCCUUCUCUUUGAAAUAUGGAAGAAACCAGCAAUUGCACCGUGCACGGCAGCGUAAACAUUAUUUUGGACAAUCAAAACCCUCGAUAACUUCGGGUCUUUGACUUUUAAAACAUUUUUACUGACACAAAUUUGGCUUUGAUUUUCCCCAUUUUCCCCGUAAAUUUUUAGCUUUUCAUUCACAGUUACCGGUUAAACCAAAGUAUGAAAUGUGUCGUGUUUUUGACCAGCCAAUAGGGACGUUUGUUUACUUUUUUCAGGAUGUGGGAAUUUUGCACUCUAUCAUAAUAAAAGGCUUCUCAUGCUUUUAGCUGUGCGUAUAUCGAGUUAUGGAUGCACUUGGGAAGUUUACAGAGCAAUCAAAAAGCUAUAGUUGCUGUCGGCUGCGCCUCGGGCUACUCUUACGAGUUUUUUGUGCUCUCCAAACUUCCCGCUUGCAUCUAUAACUCGAUAUACGCACGCUAAGCAUGAACAAAUUCUUAAUUAUCAACUAAGUUAAAAGUCAGGAUCAACCACACCCUGUUCUUUUAUUUAAAUACAGGAAACAACAAAAUUUUUUUAGCUAUAACCGUCAUAAUUCUUUAAAUUGGUGAUCUAAGAAACAGUAAUCAUAACCGAACUUGUGGCUGGGAUACAUCUACAAGAUACAUAAGGAAAGAGCAAAGAGCGUUACGCUUGCAAUACAUGACUAUUGUCAUUAAUUUUUGUGAUUUCGUUGCUGAUGCUAUUCUUGAGUUGUUUGGAUUUGUGGUUUUUGUUGUUGUUGUUGGUUACUUCUUUUCCCUACAAUGCUCAUCGGUAGAUUGGAGUUUGCAACUAAUCGACCCAGAAUUUUUGUGCUUUCAAAAUUAUUGUCAGCUCUGGGGAUGCCAAACAUAAAAUAACUUCCUAUAGGGAUCCAAGGAUAAUGCUUAGAGACAAGCAAAAAACAACAACAAUAACAAAUAGAAAUAAAUAAGAAACAAAAUAAGAAAGAAAAAAAAAUAGCAGAAAGGAGAGAUUGUAAUGCAAGCCAGUCUAGAGAAUUUUCGAUAACAUAUUUUAGAGAAAAAAUUUAUACAGUUCUUCUCAUUUUGUGUUGAAAUGCUCAAAUCAUGCUAUUUUCCAUGUACACUUUAUAGCCUCUUGUAGCUGGUCACAUGUUUCCAGUCUCUCGCGCCGCAAAAAGGAGGCGCCAGACUGAUCGUUGGGACGAUAAAAACUAAGUAUCUCCACGACAAUGACCGAGUAAAUAAGUGCCGCGAAAUUUAAAACUAUGGUUUAACCAAAGCCGACGGAUAAUCGUCCUGGUAAUAAAGAUAAAUAAAGCUAUCAACAUCUUUUAUCAAAUAGAGUUUGAUCCGCAGGUAAAUUUUAUAUUUGUUUUUAAGUUAGACGCCAGUAUGUAUCUAUACAUGGCAGAAGUUGAGAAUGUCACAGGUUUUUCUACAUCAGACUAUAUGGUAAGGAAAUUUCAUGAAUUGAAGCAGUUAGGCUCUUUUAUCUGCCACUUUUUGGCUUUAUCUGUGUUUACUUUUUUCCCCCACAUUCUUGCUUUUAAUGCACUUGUUUUCGUUUUUCUAACUUUUUAUAUUCUUUAAAGGCGCGUACGUUUAUUCUCGCAGAUAUGUAUUCAAUGCCAUUAUUAAAAACAUUGCAGAUGUCAUAAGGUGUAUUAUUUUGAAACCACUAUUUCAAUUUAAUUUUAGCUUGGUUUAUUUUAGAAUCGACAGGCAUAGGAAACAAUUAGGAAUCCUUUCUUCAUAAAAAAUAACAGUUCAAAGAAGAAAAGGCAAUUUUUCAUCGUUAAAAACCAUUAAGACAGAGAGUUGUCGGAAUAUUCAAUUAAUGGACAUUGUGAAAGAUUGAUUUCCUUUUGAUUCUGGGCAAUGUUUUACGGAUGAAUUCCAAGUUUAUCUGCUAUCGAAGUCUGUUGUUUUUGGCUUCUUUUUUUGUUUUUAUCGCACAGACUAUUUACAUCUUCAAUCUAACAUAGGGACUAAUCUUUUCAACCACAGGCGCAAUCAAUCUUUUGCAAGGAGCAUUCACUACCAUUUAUAAUCGACGCUGGUUAUGUAAACAUCAUUUUUUAUAGAUGUUCGCUACCUCCCUGUAUUUCCUUCUUGAGGAAAAAAUAAUUCAAACUGAUGGGUCAGCUGUUAUUAGCUGGGAGUAAGGCACACAACAACAUGCGUUUAUGCAAGUCACAAAUAGUCAGUAGCGUCAUCUUUUCAUUCAUGCAAGUUUUUAAUUACGUAUUUGCGUAGUUUGCGCUUCCGCCGGUACAAUAAAAGCUUUAUUCUUCAGACAAGCCAUAGAAAUCACGAGCAAACCAAUGGCGGAAAGUGUCAAAAGAAGGCAAUUUUGAAGGUCGAAACAAACACUAUACUAUUUGAAAAGUCAUUCCUAAUAGUCGCUCUCAUAUGGAAAAUUUCUCGAAGGUUGUUAGUUAAAUGGGUCGAUGUUCAUUUUAUUAAAGAGGCAACAGGAAUUCUGGGAAUUCAGAUCAUUCCGCGCAGAUGCUGAGUACUGUAUCCAAAAACUUUUACAUCUGAGACAUAUACAGGACUAAUUAAUCAAGAGUAACUUUGAAUUUUUGAUAACUUACUGUUACUUAUUUCACUUGGAAAUCAGCAGCAGCUUCCAUAUUGCUAGCCCAUUAUGGCAAAGCUCUUUCACUUAGUAACCUGGCCUUUUUAUUUGACGCGUUAUUUUCGCCGGUUAGGUGUCUUCUAGAUUUUGGCGAAAGGGUUUUCCCUUACAAAACAAACUAGGCAACUUAAACUGGAAAAGUGAGUCAAAAGUAAUCGCAAAUCAGGACUUUUCCGGAAUAAGGGUAAACAAAUAUGAAUUUUUAGCAAGCUUUACCCCUUUAAUUCCCAGAAGUGAUUAAUGUGUCACUUCUCCCUAUAAUAUCUAAACAUUAUCAACGAAACAGUUCAUGUGAAUAUUCAAACUUAUCAGGUAGAAGUUGUUAUCUCGAUCUAAAACCAAAUUCUCAUAACUUAUUUACAAAGAGAAUUAGCAAUCAGAUCUUGGGACUUAAGGGUUAAAUCAGAUGAGUUUUGUCUCUGAUUAGAUCUAAUCAGAGAUAUCGGAUCCAAUGUACAAAACUAACAGCGAAGAAUUAUGAAAAUUUCGAUUUUUUUCUCCUGUGUUACCCUUUGGUGGUGUCCGGGGGGAGAGGCGAAGGCUCUUGGAGUUAACAAGGUCUGAAAAAUUAACCCAUAAAUUCAAUUUUUUCUUUAGUACAACAGAGGCAAAAAAGCUGGAAAUAUCGGCUUGAAAUAUUCGGAAACAUAUUGAUUACAAGGUUGUACAUCUCAGCCAUCUUAAACACCCCACUUAUUCGUUUCAUUGAGUUUCUUUUACAGCUGUUUCAUUGUAAUUUCUCGCCUCAUUAACAUCGUGAAAACUGCAUGGCUUCAUUUACGCUGGUUAAUUUACUGAGUUACGAUAAUUUUAGAAAAGACUGUUUAUGGAAGAUGUAAAGAAGAGGAAAUUAAAGUAACAUUUAUCAAAAAGAAUGUUUACCCUCGACAGCGGUAUAAACGAUGAGGAAAGUAAAAAAAAUCUCGAAGCAAACAAAAAAAAAAACCAUACGCGUCAGCGUCAUUUUAUUCUCUUCUGAAAAUUCAUGACAACUGAGGCCACUGAAAUUUGACAGCCGUGUCAGUUGAUGGAAUUGACUCAUGCUGGGAACAUAAUAUUUAUCAAAAUUCAAAACGAUUGUUCAGAAAUAGAUUAUUUAAGCAACGAUUAGCCGAACGUGCUAAUUAAACAAGAUUUGUUUAACGACGCCGCUAAGGAAAGAGGCUAUUAUGGUUUAUUCGAAUACAGAUGUUCAGUUACCAUAGAGAAAGCUAUUUAACCCAAUCAAUUACGCACAUUUUGAAAGGAAAUAUUCUCUGCGUGGUAAAUUGAUUUUAAUAUAUGCGGCACUUUGAGUCAAUAAAACGCGAGAAACGAUAUAAACCGAUAACAACUGCUUAAGCACUCAUACGUUUCGGGUCGAGCAUUGUCAAGUUUCAACAAAGUCAAAAAAAGAUCUCAGCUUGGAACUUCAACGACUUUAACGGUUACAGUGGUGAAGACUUACUAAGAUCAGGCCUGAAAUCAAAAUGAAAAACGCUAAACAAACCAAAAGAUUCUCCUUUUCAACCAUGUUUCUUUUUUUGAUAAUUGUUGCGGCAGUCACUGCUAAAGCGACACAAAAAGACAGUUUUCAUCAAAUUGAUGCCGCCAUUGACGAGUACGCGGCCACGAAGAAACAGGCGCGCGGAUGGAGAGUUUGCCACAGCGGGAAAUGUUCUAAUAGCCGCGGCCGUAAAAGAGGAAUGAAAAGGGUAAGCUAUUAAGACAUGCUUUUGGGAGCAAUUUAAAACUUUAACGCGAAUUAGCCGUUAGUAAUGUUUUAAGGUGAUCAAGGUGAUUGAACGAAUUGACUAGGGCCACCGAACAUCACCAAGCAACAGUUUCAACGACAAAUUUCCUUUCAUCGCCAUCAUUUCAUUUCGGUGGGAAAAAAAAGACUUCACACUUGAUUCUUUAAAACAGUAACAAAAGUUAAUUCAGGAAAACUACACGAUGAGGGCGAAGGGGUAAAAAGUUUGGCUAUGGAUUGAAAAGAUCCGUUUUGAACUUUAGCGUCCAACCAUUGGAAUUCCAAGCUCCUGUUUACCGUUGCUUGUCAGUUUUUGUCGCGUUCUAUUGACUUUUGAACGAAAUUUCGUUACAGGCAGAUCAACGAAACAGCGUCUUGAUAAAUUGGAUGAUUUCAAAAGUGAAUGUUGACUUGAUCUAUUCUGGCUAGAUUAAGGGGGUGUUAUUAUCCUUUUCAAACCACUGACUAAGUUAAGGUGGAAAGUAUAACAGAUGGUACGAUAAUCCUUUCAGUAUGCUAAUGAGAGGAGAUGUUUUUGUAGGAUCGGCAGACACUGUUUCACUUGGUCUUUCUUCAAUACGAUUGACUUCGGUCGCCUGUCAUGUACCACAAGUUUGAAUCCUUUCACUUGCAACCGAACUCAUUAAGUCGCUAAUUAUAAGAUCUAUUGAUCUUGCAGCUAAGUCACAAAUGUUUACCCGGCAUUGUUUAUUCGGCUGAGAUUAAAACUUUCACGAGAGGCAAGAUAUGCUAAUGGUUGAUAUUCUAAUCCAAACGCACAAAUUAUUAAUCAUCAUUUGCAACGUUCAGCGGCUGAUUUGAAAAUCCCUCCCACCCAGCGUUUUGUUCAGCAGUUCUCAGCCUUCCAUUAUUUUUAUCAAUAUCUCCUUUUCUCAAUUAUCUAAUAACAACGUGACAGACCAAGAAGCUGAGAAAAAUUCCGACAAAAAUAAAACGAAUAUUUAUUACACAUUUAUGAUUUCGAAAUUACAACCUGUCUGUCUCCAUUAAGUAUCGCACUGGUAAUGUUCUACUCUCGCUUACGCUUGACACAUCAAGAGAAGUGAGGGCGAUAUUUACAUAACAAACAAGUAGGAGCGAUUUUUAUGAAACUAUUAUUGAAGGAUAUUGCAGUCCAUUCAGCGACUAGAAGCUCUGUUUUAAUUUAGGUAGUUGCAAGCUAUCUUACAAGUGUUUUCUGAAAAUUAAAAAUAAUCCAUUUACUGAGAGAAAAAAAGGAAUCUUAGGCCUAAAGCUUGGAUAAGAUAACGAUCAAACAACCAAACAGUUGGUGAAAGAAAGGUUCCUGAGUGGUAACUGGCGCCUCAUGGGCGGGAUUUUUAUUUGCAUUACUCAAACAAAACAGUUAAUUGCAUUGAACUGAAAUCAGCCAGGCGGAAAGAGUACCGUUUUUUUGGCGUAAGCAAUCACUGGGAUGGUUGCUAAAGGUUGGUUGUAAGAUAUCGGUCAGACAUAUAUCGUAUCAUAUAUCAUACCGAGAUGAAUACGAUUUUCAUUUAAACUUGGUUUACUCAAAGAAUGGCUUUUCGAUUAAAAUCGAAGGUUCAUUUUUCAAAAGAUUUCAAACUUAACUUCAACGGUCUCGAAUAGAUGCAAAUUACAAAGGAAUUUGAAUGAGGUUUAACCAACCAAAAUUAAAGAAUUAGGCUGGGGUAAAGGAAGAAAAUCGAUCAGUUAACUCAAAUAGAUUUUUAAAAAUUGACUGAGUGUAAUUGGACACAAAACUUUAAUGACGAGGUAAUUUCUUACAUCAGCAGCCGACUGACAUUGAUCGGCCUCUUUCCUGACUGAUUUACGUCUCAACAGCUCAAACUGUCUAUCAGUUGCAUACGAAUAUUACUCCAUACACACGAAUAGAUAUCGAUGACUAUUUAGUAAAGUCGAAUCUUCUUCUAUUAUCUAUUUUCAAAGUCUUUAUCCCAGCAAUAGUGGCUGAUUCAGCAGCUUUCAAGCAAGAUGUUCAUGUUGCCAGUCCGCAGGAAUUUAAGAAUGUGGUAGAAGUCUCCUCUCUUUCCAGUCAAGAUUUCUUGUAGACAUUAUUAUUUUAUCUUUUAUCGGGAUUUAUAUUUACUCGUAGACAUAAAUGUAGUGACGCUUAUCUGAAUUUUUGCAGGCUCGACCACAUUUCAAAGAGGAUCUGCAAGAUUUCCAAAUCACCAGCCAAGAGGAUAUCGACAUACCACCAGCAGAAGCAAGGACGUUAAAACAUUGGAAAGACGACUUCCAAUCGUAAUUUAAAGAAACCUCUAAAACAGGUAAGCAAAAAUUCAUAUUAUUACCGAUCAACAAGAAAGCUACCCUACAAUAUUGUUUUUCUAGGCAGGAAGUGCCAUGAAGGAGUCCCCAGUGUUUCUUUUUUCUAUUGUUGCAAUGGUUUCUUUCCUUCUUUAUGUACAUAUUUUUGCUGUUGUUUUUUCUUAUUUUUGAUUUUUCCUUAUCAUUAUAUUGCUGACUAGCAGGUAUAGGAUUUCUUUGUUCCAAAAUGGCGUUGAAAAUCAGCCAUCAGGAGAUAACCUUAUGCCGAACGUUUCGCCAUAGUCUCGCUGUGCUUACUAUAAGAAUAAAAUUUCAUUUAAGGAAAUGAUAGACACAACGUUAACAAUCAUUCCAUUCAUCAGUCAUGCCGCUGUCGCGUUUUUGUAUAUUUAAUUUCUGCAGAGCAGUGGCGUUUGGGCACCACCCGGCUUCCCAAAUGCAAUUAUAGAUGUAGAACUUGUCCUCGCAAGCUGUGUUCCUUUUAAAACUGUAGUUCAUUACACAAGCAACCCCUCUAGCCUUUCAACAUACUUUCCCCACCCCUCCUCCUGAACACUGAAAUCUUAUUUAUACGCAGAAUUUUCCCUUUUGUUUCUCCUUCUCAUUCCAGAUUGCCGUUUCACUAUCUACUAUAUUCGUUUACUGGAUGUCAAGUCUAAGUCUUCAUAUUGUUUAACAACAUUUUGGAAAAUAUCAAGUAUCGAUGGUCUUCAGAACUAACAACUAAUGAAAGAAAGCAAAGUAUUAAAAAACUAAAAGAUCUUCAAAUUAACUUAUGGUAGUAAAAUUCAUGUGAACACAAUAAAAGUUAUCGC